UAAGUCAUGGUUGACAGAGRUCGAAGGAAGUUGGGCAAUGCUGGUGAAGGCUGGGACGGUUUUCUCGAUAAAAUAACAAAAUUCACCAUCUUUUAACACUCUUACCAACCAAACAACACUAACAGUAGCUACAGUUAUACCUUCAAGUUACCUCAAGCUGUAUUUAACGUCCAAAUCCUGUUUUUGUUUUGAGUAUCUUCGCCAUAUUUGUGACUCACUACGCUGGUUUGAACCUCCAAAUCUCUGAAUCUUGAACAGUCCUUUACUUUUAAYCUCCAGAAAAAAAUACUUCUUAAAGCGUUCAGACCUUUCUAAUGUACAAGAUGCAGACUACUGAGCUAGAUUGUCCCCUUUGUAUGGAACCGUUGGAGAUCGAUGAUGUYAACUUCUAUCCAUGUACUUGUGGAUACCAAGUAUGUAGAUUCUGCUGGCAUCGUAUACGAACAGAUGAAAAUGGAUUAUGCCCGGCUUGUCGGAAGGCUUACAGUGAGGAUCCUGCUGUAUAUACUCCAUUGUCACAAGACGAAAUACAAAGAAUUAUAAAAGAAAGAAAACAAAAAGACACACAGAGAAAACAGAAAUUAACUGAAAACAGAAAACAUUUAGCAAAUGUCAGGGUUGUACAAAAGAAUUUGGUGUUUGUGGUUGGUUUGACGCAGAGACUUGCUGACUCAGAGCUCUUAAAAAGAAAUGAGUACUUUGGAAAGUUUGGGAAAAUUCACAAGAUUGUAAUAAACAAUAGUACUAAUUAUGCUGGUCCACAGGGUCCCAGUGCUAGUGCUUAUAUCACUUACAAUAAAGAAGAGGAUGCUUAUAAGGCUAUUCUUGCUGUUAGUAAUGCUUACUUGGAUGGUCGAACACUUAAAGCUUCCUUGGGAACGACAAAAUACUGCAGUUAUUUUCUCAGAAAUAUACCUUGCCCUAAACAGGAUUGUAUGUACCUACAUGAACUUGGUGAUGAGGUAGCUAGUUUUACUAAAGAAGAGAUGCAAGAAGCAAAACACCAAGAAUAUGAACAACAGCUUCUAGCAAAUUAUGCAAGAAAGAUGGGUAUUAACACUGAUAAGAUUUCCAAGGACUUGUGGUCAGGAACAGAAGGAUCCUCAUUACCAUCAGGAUCUGGUUGGGGYAUAAGAGAUGAUGCUUCAGGGUCUUCUCACUCUGGUUCCCCACACCCGAGAGCCAGUCCACCAGGUUUUGAGAACUACGACCAGAAAGAUAAUGACACCAACUACUGGGACGAAGAAAACUGGGACACGCCCAAUCAACCAACAGUACCKCAACCCAAGGAAAACCAACCAAUUACAGACACAGAAACAGAAAAACAAACGACUUUAAAUACUAAGAAAACAAUACCAACCCAAACAAAAAUACCACAGAAAACUCAGAAUAUAAUAAAAACAAUACCUCCUGCAGUACAACCAACAUUACCACAGUCAAUACCUAAGAAUGUUGGGCAACCAAGACGGGAGGGCUUUGAUGAUACAGGUUGGCCAGUAAGUGCUGCUCCCCAAGUACCUCCAGUUACUGAUCCUCUAUUAGACUAUACCCCUACUGUGAGUACAAAUUUAUUUGAUGGCACCUCAGGAGAAUUUGCUUGUGGCUUGGGCUUGUCAAAUUUACACUUAAAAGUAUCAUCUGAUGAUGAUUUAGGGUUUGACCCAUGGAAUGAAUCAAGCAAGGGUCUGGCAGAUCUCCUGAGAGAAGAAGUAACUCAAACUUCCCCUACCUCCUUUAACCCACACCAGCCUAUCCCUCCUUCUACCAACAGACCAGGUUAUGUUCCACAGAUGAAUCAACAACAGAUACAUGGGCAUACUAAUGCCGACAACAAGGAUGAUUUUAAAAGCUGGCAAGAGGGUUUUAGAGCUUUACUACCAAAUAUAAAUAUAAACUUCUCAGGCUGGCCCAAUACAGAAGGAUAUCAACGUGGCCCAAGUGAAUGGAGUCCAGCGACACAGGAUACAUCRAAUAUACCAACAACAACAACUACUCAAAGACAAGCAGUUCGCCCUCCCCCGGGAUUCGAAGCCAAGAGACCAGAUCCACACAUCCCUAUGGUUGAUGACCCUAGUAUAGUGUGGUCAAAAGUCAUAGGUGGAAAAUCAGACCCUCUACCAAUCGUUCCUGGUAUCAUUACUAAUGGAUACAGUGGGCUGUCUUCUGGUAAUGGUCCUACAGAUCUGCCUGGUGCAGUGGCAGUCCAGUCCCCGGGGAUGCUAAAGAAAUACCAUCAACCUAUACCAAGUAAUAUUCCAGGGAUUCCUGGUCAACCCACCAAGACAAGCAGCUCUCAGAUAAGUAAUACUACUACGAUGCCUAAUGAUCAUAUCGACCCUUCUGUGCUUAAAUUUUUGAAUUUUUUCGGCUCGGCAAAUAAAGUAAAAUCACCAUCCAGUGGCCUUUCUGAUAUAACCAUCGAUGGACCACUGAAUGGGCUUCCUGUGGAUGCUUUCGAAAAUAAAAUAACGGAUUUAGUAAAAGGAAGUGAUGCUAAGCCUAAAGAAGAAGACAAGACUGGAAUAUCAGGCAAAGUACCUCUUGAAAAGGAAACGAAAAUGUCGAAGAAUCCUCCUGGAAAAUCAAAGGCUGGUACCUCCCUAAAGAAACAACCCAGUACCCAGGCUCCAGGCAAGAUACCGGUACAUUCUGACUGCAAGGGGAAUAAGUACCAACCAGGGAAACAGAGAAAGGAAAAUAGAUAUGGAGUUGUCAAGAACAAAACUAAAGUCGAAAAUCUUUGAAUAAAUUGAUUAUGGCUAUUGAGCAAUGAUACAUUCUCAAGCAAUGAAUCAUGAGAAAAAGCCAUGAUUUUUAAAAGCUGCCUUUUGCAAGAAUAUACGCAGUCAAUAGAUCUUUCCUCUUGAGAGCUGAUAUAAACCUAUACCAAGCUGAUAUAAACCUAUUUCAAAAAAGGUUGCCAUAGGAGAUAGGUGGUAGGCGAUAGGUCAUUCCAAGAUGGAAGGAAUCGUGGGCGUACAUCUAAACACUAAUAAUCGAGAUGUUUAAAAUUGUUUUUUCUACCACAAACAACACUGGACAUCUCAACAGUAACCUCCGUGUCUUCUUGACGAAAAUUCUUCGAUUGCACGUUACGUCGUCGCGGCCAUGUUGGUGCCAUUUAACAAAAGAUUUCUCAUUAGCAUCCGUUGUUAACGGCACCACAAUGGCCGCCAUGUUUUUGUCUUUUGACUCUCUUGGGAUUGCUUGCAACCCAUCAAUAAGAAGAAGAAACACAAGUUAUUUCAGCUAUUCUUGGAUCUAGGAAUGAUUUAUCUCCUACUGCCUAUCGCCUUCCAAAAAAAAACUUAAACAAAAAGGUUUAUAUUCAGUGCUAGAACUACACAUAAAAAUAAACUCAAGGGAAUGACGAGAUGCGAGAGCUUAUCGCUAUUCUUGGAUCUUGGAAUGACUCGCUUAUCGCCUACUGCCUAUCGCCUUGGACACCGAAAACUUUUUUUGAAAUAGGUAUAUAUUGUGUAGUAGAACUACACAAGUAUAAUACUCAAGGGAAUGACGGGAUGCGCGAGCUUGUCGUUUUUCUGUCCAUGUUGGUAAAAAAACCAUUACCAUUUUCUUAUAGUUAAAAGAUAAAAAUACAGUCAAAAAGACAUUUACACAUUUAGACAUUUAGACAUUUUUAUUAUGUAUUCUUUGCCUCGUGUGCGUCAGCCUGAACUUUAAAUGUAAAAUUCAACUCGUGAAUCGA
Messenger RNA from Actinia tenebrosa (Australian red waratah sea anemone), 3709 nucleotides. RefSeq names its product CCR4-NOT transcription complex subunit 4. Gene Ontology annotation, biological process: protein ubiquitination. Gene Ontology annotation, molecular function: RNA binding; metal ion binding; ubiquitin-protein transferase activity. Gene Ontology annotation, cellular component: CCR4-NOT complex. Lineage: Eukaryota; Metazoa; Cnidaria; Anthozoa; Actiniaria; Actiniidae. The record is from RefSeq and is a predicted model, not a curated record.